Cimex lectularius (bed bug) is the source of this 5366-nucleotide messenger RNA. It is a transcript of the gene Sur, whose product is annotated as ATP-binding cassette sub-family C member Sur. Lineage: Eukaryota; Metazoa; Arthropoda; Insecta; Hemiptera; Cimicidae. Gene Ontology annotation, molecular function: ABC-type transporter activity; ATP binding; ATP hydrolysis activity. Gene Ontology annotation, cellular component: membrane. The transcript is spliced from 30 exons. The record is from RefSeq and is a predicted model, not a curated record. Gene Ontology annotation, biological process: transmembrane transport. Bases 217 to 5280 code for a protein of 1687 amino acids.
GUCGCCCGGCAAACUGUUCGGUCGUUUCCCACAGGAUCUUUCUCAUUAGCACUCCUGACCCAUUUUUACCUUGACGGCAUCGCUUCCUCAACGAGAUGUUACCGGCCUGAGGAGAAAACCCGAGGGCAUAAACUUUACCAAGAUUAUUGGAAGAUGGACUGAAGAAGCCGGGGCCGGUUCCGGUUCGGCUCGGACCCUCGGUAAAAAUGUGAGACGAUGACGUCCCUCUGUGGGAACCUGACGUCCGCGUUGGGGCCGCGUUGCUUCGUCGAACUGUCCGCCUCCGUCUCCUCGGGCGUCCUGGCCUACGUGACACUCCUCCUCACUGUCUAUCUCAGGUGGUCUAAACCAAGAGAUGAUGCGAGGAGGCUUUUCAGCGGGCACACAUUGCGGUGCGUCCUCAGCCUCUUAUUCCUUCUGGUCCACUUGUGCGAAUUCGGCGAGAUCCUGGCCGGCGGGAGGUCCUGGAUACUGGCCGGGCUAUCAUGCUUCUCUUGGUUCUGCGUCCAGGGCUUCUACUUUACGAUUGAGAAAUAUGGCAGGGCUCAUUAUUUAGCCGCGACGAGCCUGUUGUACCUUGUGUGCGGCCUGGUGCGCGGAGUCCUGCUGUACACCCUACUGGAGGAGAUCGACAUGACUUACGUCUCAACCCUGCUUUCAGCAGUCUCGUCGGCCCUCGCUUACGCCGUCUCUCUGAACGACCUAGUCACCCUAAUAAACGAGGUAAAACUUGAAAAAGAUGAAAGGAAGCUACCUCUGGGAGAAUACGAAAGCUAUGUCCACAAGCAGUCUCACUGGUUCUCCAGGUUGACAUUCUUCUGGCUGACGCCGCUUCUUAGGAUCGGUUACACAAAUCCUCUCGAACCGGAAGAUCUCGGAAAGCUUCCUCUGGAAGAAUCUGCCGCCGAGCAGUACCAGAAUUUUCUAGAUUCUUAUCAGAAGAUCAAGAAUGCAAGGGGUGUCGCUUCCCUCUGGAAAUGUUAUUUCCACUGCUACUGGAAGAAUUUCUUCGUAGGCGGCCUCCUGAAGCUCAUCGGAGAUUUCGUCGGCCUUAUCGCCCCCCUAGGUAUCGCCGUCGUCAUAGAUUACGUCGCCUCGUACCAACAGCCUGCCUCUCAAGCCCCAAGUAUCACCCAAGAGGACUUCGUCUCGGUGAACGUUUUCCUCAAAAACGGUUACGUCAUGAGUAUCGUGAUAUUCGUGAGCGCGAUCGCCCAGGCCAGUUUCUCCCAGGCCAGCACGCACAUAAUCAACGUCGAGGGCAUACGGUUGAAAACGGCGUUACAGGGGAUGAUUUAUGCAAAAACGCUAAAGUUGAGCAUAUCGAACAAGGACGACGAAUCUUCAACUUCGGAUAGUAAAUACGGAACGACGACCAAUCUAAUGUCAGAGGACACUUUUAACAUCAUGACUUGCUUUUGGAUCGGCCACUACAUUUGGGCUAUACCCUUGAAGAUAUCGGUUUUAAUGUACCUGCUAUACUGUCAACUAGGACUGAGCGCGAUAAUAGGUGCAUUAUUUUGUAUAAUAACUAUGACCCCUCUGCAAUUCCUAAUCGGAAAGAAGAUGUCCGACAAUUCGAAGAUAAUCUCCAACCUCUGCGACGAGAGGUUGAGGAUGACGAAUGAGAUGCUUCAGGGGAUCAAAGUGUUGAAGCUCUGCGGCUGGGAGCUUCAGUUUUACUUGCGUAUCAUGUCGGCGAGGAACAACGAACUGCGGUAUCUCAACAAAGACUCCUUGUUCUGGGCGUUAAUGACGUUUUUCACCCACACGUCGUCAUCGCUAAUCACUCUAGUCACUCUCGGAGCUUAUUAUUACCUCGAAGGGACAAACUUAUCGGUUUCGAGCGUCUUCUCGGCCCUUGCGCUUUUCAACCAACUGACUGUUCCUCUUUUCAUUUUCCCAAUUACCGUACCGAUAAUAAUUAGCGCAUUGACAAGUACGCAAAGGCUCGAGGACUUUUUGGCCCUUCCGGAAUCGACCAGUUACUCGCCGUUGGACGUUUCAAGCCACGUUCUGAAACCUGGCAAAACCCAACAUACGGAAAAGGACAGACUUUUUGGCCUCGGGGGUAUAUCUGAAGAGGCCGACGACAAGAACUACGACGACGAUCUCCGUGACGAAGAAGACAGGUCGAAGGAGGAGAACGCGUGCAUUUUGCGAGAAGCCGGAUUUUCUUGGUGCGAUCAGGAGAAGCCUGGCCUCUGGAUCAACAACCUCAACAUCCCAAAAGGGAAACUGACUGCAGUGAUUGGAAGAGUGGGUUGUGGCAAGACGUCGUUUCUGCAUGCACUACUUGGGGAGAUGAAAUGUGUGUCCGGCCUCAUGAAAUGGGAAAAGGGUGUCUCUUUCGCCUAUGUGUCUCAGCAGCCCUGGCUCCUAAACGCGACGCUCAGGGAAAACGUGCUGAUGGGGUUGUCGUACAAGAUGCGCAGGUUCUCCAGGGUGAUCGCGGCUACAGCCCUCCAACCGGAUAUCGACAUCUUGCCUAACAAAGAUCUGACCGAACUGGGCGAGAAGGGUGUCAAUCUGUCUGGUGGACAGAGGCAGAGGAUAGCCAUCGCCAGGGCACUCUAUUCAAAGGCCAAUGUCAUCAUACUCGACGAUCCGCUCUCCGCUCUUGAUUACCAUGUAGCACAGCAUGUAUUCGAGCAUGGAAUCAUGAACCUAGUCUUGAAGCAGAGGAAAACUGUAGUCAUGGUCACUCACUCGCUACACCUUCUCACUUAUGCCCACAAAGUAGUCGCCCUCGAAAGUGGCAGAAUGAGAGCAUGCGGCAAGCUGACAGACAUGGAACUGGUAGAUGGUGUUGUGACCGGAGUGGACACGAGUGGCGAUUCGCGCGGCAGGACUGCCAGGGAAAGGUGGCAGUUGGUGAAACUGGUGUCCAGGAUCGGGCACCAUAUCAGGCAGCAAAAUAUGAAAUAUCAGAACAAGCAGCUAUUCAUACCAUUUCGAAAACGGCUUAGCACCGGCUCGGAGUAUUACUGGGCACAGGACCUUCCACUGCCGAGCUCGAUUGACGGCGAACGAGACAUGCCACUACAGAGGUCGACAACGCUUCCUCGUCACAGGCCCGUUGCCAGAGCAAGCUCGUUGCAGCCACACUCCUCGAGCCACAUGAACCCAGUGACCAGGCAGGCGUCCAGCCCGAUCAUCAACCAGGGCACGAGGUUGGGAAGGACUUACACUUUUGAUGGUGUGCCUCCUGGGGGUAACUUGCUCAAGCACAUUUUUAUGUCAUCAAACAAAAACAUGACUGGAGUUGAGCCUCAGACAAACACAAACAGCAGUAUAAAAGAGAAAAAUCUCUUGCAGAGGCUGAUGUCUACCACUUCUAUAAAAUCUGUGGUGUUCAAUGAAAAUGAAAAACGCCCAAUCCAAAGGCUUCCGUCUACCUGCAGUGAUUACAGUGACGAAUGUUAUGACGAGGAUGAAGAUCUGGAACCUGAUUGGUGCGGAACCAAUACAGUAGAAGAGCGCCAGUAUGGUACAAUAUCACCCUAUGUCUAUUUCACAUAUUUACGAGCCUGUGGAGUUGUAGCAGCGAUCGGCUACUUAAUUCUAGCCAUGUCAUGGCAGGUGAUGCGAGUCUACACAGAUUUCUGGUUGAGUAAAUGGACCCAGGGCUCAGAGGGCCAUAAUGAUGAAGAGACCCUCUACUAUCUAAUCAUGUAUACCGGUCUGUCCUUCACAUGUGUACUAAUAUCGCUCUUGAGCAAUCUUCUGGGCCAGUACAGCGGCGCUCGGGCAAGGCGGAGAUUGCACAAAAAUAUGUUACUCUCGGUCGUGAGGCUCCCGCUGAAGGUGUUCGAGACCACACCCCUUGGACGUAUCCUAGCAAGGUUUUCAACUGACAUAAAUGUCAUUGACAAGAAAUUGGCGACUUCAAUUCAGAGGCUGAUUCAAUUUUUGCUACUGUGUUUCUCAGCAAUAUUGGUAAAUUCCAUCGUCACACCUUGGUUCCUUAUAUUAGCAGUUCCUAUCUGUAUUUUUUAUUAUAUCAUACAGAGAUUUUAUCGUUGUUCUUCAAGAGAACUGCAAAGGCUUGACAGCAUGUCACGAACCCCCAUACUGUCACAUUUGACAGAGACGCUUUCUGGCCUGGAGACAAUCCGUGCUUUCAAGCAGCAAAGGAGAUUCACAGUGGCCAUGUUCUAUAAAUUUGACAGUCACACCAAUGCCUUUUUGAUAGCAAAUUCUGCCACUAGGUGGCUUGGAAUUGCUCUUGAUUAUCUUGGUGCAGUUAUUGUCCUUUUGGCAAUGGUUGUUUCACUUGUGUGCAGUGCAGUCGUUCCUGAUGUUGUGACUCCUGCGUUAGUCGGACUCGCAAUAAAUUACACCCUGCUUGUUCCAAUAUAUUUAAACUGGGUUGUAAAAUUUCUAUCAGAUGUUGAAAUGUACAUGGCGGGCGUCGAGAGGAUCUGUCAUUAUAUCAAAAUGCCAUCGGAGGAUUACAAGCAAAUCAACCAGCGUUCAUUCCUCAAGACAGUCAUUUCACCAAAGGGCCUGAUCUGGAAAAACUGGCCUUCGAAAGGGAUGAUCAAAUUUGACAGAGUUUCGCUCCGCUAUGACCACAGCCAGGAGAUUGCUGUUACAAACCUCAAUCUGGUGAUACCUCCUGGGCAAAAAGUUGGUAUUUGUGGAAGGACUGGAAGCGGAAAAUCUUCUUUAGUCAUGUCUUUAUUCGGCAUGACUCCAGUCAUUGAAGGAAUUAUUUUCAUCGAUGAUGUUGACAUUUCAACAGCCCCUCUGCAAUAUUUGAGAUCACGUUUAUCUGUGAUACCACAAGAUGUUAUCAUGUUCAGCGGCACUAUUAGAGAAAAUCUAGAUUUAGACAGUCAAUAUUCUGAUGCACAACUCUGGGAGGCUUUGGAACUGGCACAGCUCAAAGAAAUUGUCUCUUCUCAACUCGGCGGACUAAAUGGUUUAGUGCGAGAAGGAGGGGUAAAUUUGAGCUCGGGGCAGAGGCAGCUACUGUGCCUCGCCAGAGCAAUAUUACGUCAGACAGCCUGCCUCAUUAUGGACGAAGCGACAAGCUCAUUGGAUGUAACCACUGAGAAAACGUUGAUCCAUGCUGCUGAAAAGGCGUUUGCAAACAAAACUAUAAUAACAAUUGCUCAUCGGUUGACCACGUUAUUAUCAUGUGAUAGAAUUUUAGUAUUAGAAUCGGGGAGGAUUGUGGAAGACGGGUCACCUGCUGAGCUUCUCAACAGGUCUAUGGGCAUCUUCUCAACAAUGCUGCGUUCCGCCGAAUCUCAUCACAACACCCACCCAUGACCAAAUGCGCUUUUGUUUAAAUUGACAGUAUUUUGUAGACAAUGAAAAUAAAACACGUUAAACUAAGGACUUAUUUUAUGUAUGUA